Messenger RNA from Trichophyton benhamiae CBS 112371, 378 nucleotides. RefSeq lists its product as uncharacterized. Lineage: Eukaryota; Fungi; Ascomycota; Eurotiomycetes; Onygenales; Arthrodermataceae. Bases 1 to 378 code for a protein of 125 amino acids. The transcript is spliced from 2 exons. The record is from RefSeq and is a predicted model, not a curated record. Gene Ontology annotation, molecular function: acetyl-CoA carboxylase activity.
AUGCCUGAAAGCAAUUCUACGGCCAUUAAUGGCUAUGGCAGCGCCUAUGCUGCCAAACACAAUCUCCCCUCACAUUUUAUCGGUGGAAAUCGGUUGGACCUAGCUCCUCCAGGUGCAGUCAAGGACUUUGUGGCUAAGAAUGACGGUCAUUCCGUUAUUACAUCGGUUUUGAUCGCAAAUAACGGUAUCGCGGCCGUCAAGGAGAUCCGAUCGGUGAGAAAAUGGGCCUACGAGACCUUUGGCGAUGAGCGGGCGAUCCAGUUCACCGUCAUGGCAACCCCGGAGGACCUGAGGGCGAAUGCAGACUAUAUUCGUAUGGCAGAUCAAUACGUAGAAGUGGGUGGCUCGAUUCUCAUUCACAAUGGCACAGCGGGGUAG